Messenger RNA from Trichomonas vaginalis G3, 1428 nucleotides. RefSeq lists its product as uncharacterized. Lineage: Eukaryota; Parabasalia; Trichomonadida; Trichomonadidae. The transcript has a single exon. Bases 1 to 1428 code for a protein of 475 amino acids. The record is from RefSeq and is a predicted model, not a curated record.
AUGACUUCUCCAUUUGUUUUGGUGAAGAUUCUAAAACUAUAUCAAAAGGAAUAUUAUGAUGAAUAUGUUUUACCUUUAUUACGUAAGCCAAAAAUAACAUUUGAUAUAAAACUUGAUGACUCGUUUUUGAUAACAGAUAUUAGACGCAAGGCUGAAAAUCAUCAGUAUAAAAACAGUUCUGAAGUAAUUGAGGAUUUAUCACGUGUAAUCCGUUUUGUAGAUUGUGGAAAUAAAUAUUUCAUUCAAAAGGACUAUAAUAUCCACGAUAAAAUGAAUCAAAUAUCAUUCGUUCUUCAAUCAAACAUGAAAGAGUCACUUAAAAUGAUUAAAUUAUUUAAUGAAGAAGGUAAAACAAUAACAGCAUGGGAUGUACUAUUAAAUCAAUUGUCUUCAUUAACCGUUAAGGGUGUUUGCUUUAAAUCUGAUUCCCUGGAUGUUUUCUCAACGUUUCAAGGUUAUAAAUACAACAUUCUCGAAAAACCAGAUUACUCAAAAAUUGAGAUGUUUAUGAAUUUCAUUAAAGAAGUCAUUUGUGAUAAUAACGAUGAAGUGUAUAAAUACCUUCUCGGCUGGAUUGCAUCAAUGAUUCAACAUCCCGGAAUCAAGAAUGAAACAGCAAUUAUUUUGAAAGGACUUCAGGGAACAGGUAAAAACAGAUUUACAGACAUUAUUUCUGAACUUCUCGCCGGUUAUUCAUGUAAAAACAUUACUGAAAUAGGUGAGCUAACGGGUAAUUUCAAUUCAGUAGUUGAGAAUAAAAUGUUUCUUGUACUUAAUGAACUCAAGAAUGUAGGUGAAGAUAGACUCGCAAACUUCAACGCUUUGAAAUCAAUUAUAACGGAUAAUGAGAUUAGAAUUAAUGAAAAGAAUCAACCCAGAAGAACAGCUCAGAACGUUGCAAACUUCAUUUUCGUAACUAAUAACGUUUACCCUGUCAAAAUUGAAGUUGGAGACAGAAGAUAUGUAGUUUUAAGAGUUAAUGGUAAAUUUAAGGGUCAAUUUGAUUACUUCAAGAAUUUGAUGAAUUCAUGCACUAAGGAAUUUUAUGAUAAUUUACUAACAUAUUUUAUCAAUUACGACCUUUCAUCAUUUAAUGUACGAAUCAUACCGAUGACUGAAGCCAAACAAGAUUUAAUUGAAUUAUCAUCAAAUCCUUUAGAUGCAUGGAUAAAUACACAUUAUGAUGAAUUGUGUGUAGGUAUGAUGUGUAAAAAUGCUUUAUUCUGCAAACCAUCAGACAUGAAAGACAAGAAUUUUCAAAUGAGUAUUAAGGAUAAAUGUGAUAGGAAACAUAGAAGAAUAGACGAUAAACAAACAUGGUGUUAUGUUUUGAAAGAAGAAAUGAAAGGAUUAUAUAAACAGGUUGAACCAAACGAUAAUGAGGAUUCAUUUACUGACGAUGAAAUACCUGUAAAUGAAGCUUUAUAA